This is a messenger RNA of Puccinia triticina, 618 nucleotides long. RefSeq lists its product as uncharacterized. The record is from RefSeq and is a predicted model, not a curated record. The coding region runs from base 1 to 618 and encodes 205 amino acids. NCBI's taxonomy places the organism in Eukaryota, Fungi, Basidiomycota, Pucciniomycetes, Pucciniales, Pucciniaceae. The transcript has 2 exons.
AUGUCGAGCUCAAUGUCAACCUCACCCGCCGUUUCCCGCAACAUACCCCCCAAAAAACGUACACCAAAGGCCCGGUCCAUCAAGCCUGUCGAUCUGCUGGCCAAGACCGCGAAUGGGGCCUCAGGCAGCACUCUGGGAGGCCAGAGCGACAUCACUGGCACCGCAGAUCUGAACCACAGUAGGAACACCAGCAACUCCGACACCCCAGACACUCACGAACCCACACUACCUUCUCCUGGCCGCGAGAGUAAUAGCAUACCAAGCAUCACAUUGACCCGUCCGUCCCCUGAGCCUUCUGCAGGCACCGACCCAACCGAGCAACCUCCACAUACUACCACGGAAGUCCUCUCCCCUGCUCCGACAUCAGUCACGGCUGCAUCUGACGCCACGGGCCCCGCUCAAACAGAAACAGUUCCUGUCCGCCAUUCGGACUCAGAGGCGGCCCUCGCUGCUCAAACAGACCUCACCAGUCACCCUGCUCAACCAGCUUCCAACUUGCAAGAACUUGCGGCUCCCGGCAACUCCCAGAUCGUGCCCUCAGAACCAACCGAUACAAUCGCAGGUGGCUGCAUUGUGGAUUGGACCGUCAGGGUUAUCAACCUGACCCGUAUGACGUGA